AUGGCGGACCAGAUCGCGGCUUUCGAAAAUGAGAUUAAGGAGUACAAAUUACAGGCCAUCCAACUGGGGCUUCAAGCAGAUCCGGAUAGCACAGAGCUUCAGGAAUUAAAGACUGAACUCGAACAAGUCAUUUCCCUCACCGAAGCUGCGAUCGCAGAACUAAAGCCUUCUUCAGUGCCAGCAGCUGUAUCCAAGAAGCCAGCAGAACCGCCAGUGAAGGAGAAAUGGUCUCGAGAGAAUCAUCCCGCUUUCAAGAAGACAACACCAGCAGCUCCUGCAGACGAGUCAGAGUCAUCCACAAACUUCAAAGUCAACGACACAGUAUUAGCAAAAUGGCAUUCGGGCGACAAAGGCUUCUAUCCGGCGAGGAUCACGUCUAUCACAGGUUCCUCGACCGCGCCAGUCUAUAUUGUCAAGUUCAAGAGCUACGACACCACUGAAACUCUCCGGGCCAAGGACAUUAAACCCGUUGUAAACCCAAAUAAGCGCAAAGCUGAUGGAACACCAGUCGCAGCGUCUUUACCUCUACCUCCUCCGGUUAACACCAACGUCAUAUCUGCUGCAGCAGACAUUAAUCCAGAGCUUGCACAGCAAACAAAGCGUGAGCCGAGCAAGGUCAGUGAUGGCCCUGUUAGACCCGCCAAAGUUCCAAAGAAGAUCAAGGCAAACAAGGAAUUGGAAGCCGGCAAAUCAAAAUGGCAGGAUUUUGCACAGAAGGGCAAGUUUGGCAAAGCCGCAAAGAAGGAAAGCAUGUUCCGAACACCAGAAGGCGUCCACGGCAGAGUUGGUUUUACGGGUUCGGGUCAAAGCAUGCGGAAGGAUCCUACACGAAGUCGACACAUCUAUCAGACUAAUGGUGAGGAAGAAGGAUUUUAA
Messenger RNA from Hyaloscypha bicolor E, 876 nucleotides. RefSeq lists its product as uncharacterized. The coding region runs from base 1 to 876 and encodes 291 amino acids. The record is from RefSeq and is a predicted model, not a curated record. Lineage: Eukaryota; Fungi; Ascomycota; Leotiomycetes; Helotiales; Hyaloscyphaceae. Gene Ontology annotation, molecular function: DNA-binding transcription factor activity. Gene Ontology annotation, biological process: negative regulation of DNA-templated transcription. The transcript is spliced from 3 exons.